Ipomoea triloba (trilobed morning glory) is the source of this 1788-nucleotide messenger RNA. Its product is annotated as trimethylguanosine synthase-like. Gene Ontology annotation, biological process: 7-methylguanosine RNA capping; 7-methylguanosine cap hypermethylation. Gene Ontology annotation, cellular component: nucleus. NCBI's taxonomy places the organism in Eukaryota, Viridiplantae, Streptophyta, Magnoliopsida, Solanales, Convolvulaceae. The coding region runs from base 121 to 855 and encodes 244 amino acids. The transcript has 6 exons. The record is from RefSeq and is a predicted model, not a curated record. Gene Ontology annotation, molecular function: RNA cap trimethylguanosine synthase activity.
AAUCAAAUCAAACUCAGCACGACUUUCCAAAUUGGGUUGAUUUGGAUCCGUGGAAACCCGGAUGACCCGACUUAUUUUCGACUGUCCGUAUUCUGUAGCACUUCUCAGUUCUCAGUGGCAAUGGCGCCUAAACGCCGUCGAUCAAGGAAGCGCAGAAAGCUUUUCAAACGAAGAGUAAAAGUGAAAGCGGUGCCGAGAGCGGAAGAGCCUGGAGACGGUGAAGGCGUUAGUCCGAUGGUCGAGAAGUAUUGGCUUCAGAGAUUCAAUCUCUUCUCCAAGUACGACGAGGGCAUAAAGAUGGAUGAAGAGGGGUGGUUUUCCGUCACGCCGGAAGAAAUCGCCGCCAGACAAGCCGACCGCUGCUUCGGCGGUGCCGUCGUCAUCGACGGUUUCACCGGCGUCGGCGGUAACGCCAUUCAAUUUGCCGCAAAGUGUAACCAUGUUAUCGCAAUUGACAUUGACCCUAAAAAGAUUGAAAUGGCUCGAAACAAUGCAAGUAUAUAUGGAGUGGAGGAGUAUAUUGAUUUCCUUAUCGGAGACUUUUUCCAAUUGGCACCAUUUCUGAAGGGAGACAUUGUAUUUCUCUCACCACCAUGGGGUGGCCCGACUUACAAAUUGAGAAGCACGUAUACUCUCGAUCUCCUGAAACCAAAAGAUGGUUAUUCAUUAUUUCAGGCUGCGCAAAACAUUACACCUAACAUCAUGAUGUAUUUGCCCCGCAAUGUGGACUUGCUUCAGGUGGAACAGCUUUCUUGGUUAUCUUCGCCCCCUUUACAAAUUCAGAUUGAAGAAAACGUGCUUCAUGGCUACGUGAAAGGCAUAACAGUUUAUUUUGGUGAUAUUGCAUCUCCAUAGCUCGGGUUCUUAGCCAUCUAUUACUCAUUAACAAGGUUUAUGAAAUCUGUCAAUGUCCCGAGUGACCUUCUGACCUCACCGGCCCUAAUUCUUUAGUCUCCCACGGAAUACCCUAUUUUGUACCCCGGGAAUACAGGUAGCAGAACUUCUAUCUCGUCUUCCACUGAUUACUUACUUGUAGGUGGCGGGGCUAUAAUUUAUUCAGGUUGGUGCAUGUAUAAAUGCUGUGUGUACCCUAUAUAUUUAGUCUCCAACCAAUGUUUCAUCUACCCAGUUGUAAUAGUUAGUGGCUCUUCCUUAUACUUGGCUUUCAUGUUAAUUAUUGUAGGUCCAUGCUGAGAAUUCUCCGUGGCAAUUAAUUCUCACAUUCAUUGGAUAAGGAAGAGUUGUGCCCCUUAGGUAUAAAGGGUAGUUCUACAAGCCCCGAAAGGGUGGUUGAGUGGGUGCAGCAUGACUUUUGUAUCUAAAGAUCACGAGUUCAGUUCUUGUCAACAUUCUCUCGAUCAUGUCCGUUGGUCUUCUUAGUUUAGUUACCUUUCCUGUGUCGUUUGCUGGCUAUUAGACAUGUGCAGAGUUUUAGCUGUACAUAUCCUUAGGUAGUGGUUGCGGGCUUCUCUCGUCAUCGAAAAAAACACAAAAAAGGGUAGUUUGGGAAACAAAAUAGGGGUUUUUGGUGAAACAUUUGUCCUGGUUUGAGUCAAUAGUGUCCAUAUCAGUCUUUGUGGAGUUGAAAAUGACAACAUUGUGCAAAGUUGUGAUUUUUUGCAGUGCCCAAUGUUGGCAUUAUAUAAGGAAUGCUGUUAAAGUUGGUAAAUAUAUACCAACAAUUUUACCCAGAGUAAGAAUGUACAGUAAUUGAAUUGAGUCUGAACGUUAAAAGUUUGAAAUUUGGCUCAAUAUAGAAUUUAGAGUACGAAGUUCGGUUUGAGCUAA